Molecule: messenger RNA, 2310 nt
Organism: Malassezia japonica
Lineage: Eukaryota; Fungi; Basidiomycota; Malasseziomycetes; Malasseziales; Malasseziaceae
Exons: 1
Coding region: 1-2310 (769 amino acids)
Source: RefSeq, a predicted model, not a curated record
AUGGCACGACGUGAGCUGGGGCGCUGGCGUACCGCGCUUGCUACGUCGCCGUGCCCACUCCGCGAGGGGGCGCACGGCAGACUUCAUACCCAUACGAGUGAGCGCCUCGCAUCAGCACUGCGCUGCGGCGUGCCGCGCGGCCACUUUUUCGGCACCGACGCACGCGCACUCCUCUUUUCCGUGCCGAAUCCGCUGCGUGUGCACGAGCCGCCGGCACAGAGCGCCGAGGGGAACCAGCCUACCUUUACGCGGUACACGCACCCCUACCUUCCUCCAAAGGACCGGCACCGAUGGCCGGACACCUUUCGUCCGAUGGCCGAUGCACUGGCCCGGCACGACGAAGACGCCUGCUGGCAGCUCGUGCAGGCGUACCGGGAGAGCGACACACCGAUGCCGUACUCACUCUGGCAUGGCAUGUGGCUGCUCAUUGCACAGGGGCCGGCACCGGCGCCGCUCGCGGAUCUGUACGCACGCCUGGACCGCAUCUGUGAACGCCUCGGCGUCUUGCACAAAAUGCAUGCGCAGCUCUUUCCCGAGCACGACAUGCCGCGCAUCCUCUUUGCGCGCUACGUAUACCUGCUGCUCAAGCGCGCCGAGCGGCUCGACCACGCACCGGCCGCCGAGCACGCGGCGCUGCGCGCCGAGCGCAUGCGCCAGGCACGCAUUCUGCACGAUGCCGUGCGCGACGCCUAUGCGCCGCUCGAUACCUUGCUGCUAGGGCGCGUAAUUUACCGCCUGGCCCGCCUCGGCCUCGUCGCCGAGACCGCGCCGCUGCUCGACGCAUUCCUGGCACGCCCCGACGUCGCUGCGGACGCGGCGAGCGCCGCGCAGCCUUUGAACGCGAUUGCUGCUGCAUGUACCGGCGUGCUAGGCCCGGGGCGCGUCCCGGGCGAUCUGCUCAAGCUCGCCACGGACACAGUGCGCCUCGCGUACGAGCGCCAGUUUCCAAUCCGCGGCGCGCUCGUCCAGACGCUCCUGCUGCGGCUCGGCGCUGAACGUGUCGAGGCGCUGCUGCGUGCAUGCAGUGCCGAGCGCGUCGACGCGCCGCCGCACGUCGACCUCGCCGACUGGCCCACGCUGCUGUGCCGCCUCGCACAGACGCGGCCGACGUACCUUGCCGAGCGCUGCGCCGUGAUGCUGUGCCGUGUCGGCCGCCCCAUGCCGGCGCUCGGCCUGAUUCGGACGCGGGCCGAGCUGCCGUACGACGUGUAUGCAGCGGCGAUCAGCUCCUUGUCGUGGAUCGCACGCGAGCGGCGGCCGGGGCACGACGCUGCGAUGCAGCUUGCACUCGAAGUGCUCGAGGUACUGCACACGCACGAGAAUGCCGACUACGGGCCGGACCAGCAGAUGUACGGCGAGCUGAUCCGGGGCCUCGAGGCGACGAUGGGCAGCGGCGCGGCUGCGUCGCCGGAUACGGCGCUCGCGGCGCUUGUCGCGCAUCCCCCCGACUGGCCCGCGGAGCUGUACGCGCUCACGGCGCAGAUCCUGUCGCGGAUGUACGCACAGGACGUGCCGCUGCUGCUCUUUGCGCACCAUGCACGCCUACUUGCGAUGAACAUCCAGGCGGAGCAGUUUAUGCCGAGCAAGCGCCUGUACGAGCAGGCGCGGCUGCAGUUUCCGACGCAGCUCCCUCUGGCGCACCGCUCGGGGCCGCUUCUGUCGCGCCCGCUCGUGUGGCUCUUUACGCAGGCCGCGCAGCGCCCAGGGCAGCUGUCGUUUGCCGUGCGGCUGUACCACGACGCGACGUCGUUUGGCUAUGUGCUUCCGCGGCACGCGGUCGUGCUCUUUGUGCGUGCGCUGCUGGCGGGCGGCAUGCCGACGGUGGCGCAGCGCACCGUGCUCGACGUGUCGAUGGCGGACUACAUACCCCGUGCAUCGCUCGCGCCCGGCGUGCUGCGCGCCUUUUUCCACGCGGGGCACCUCGAGCCGGCGCUCGGCUUGGCCGAGACGAUCUACGGCCCGACAUCGAUGCCGGCGCCGUGGGAGGACCAAAGCGUGCUGCGCCAUGCGCCGCUCGCGAUGUACGGCGUGUGUCUAUACGAGGCGAGUCGGACGAAGCUCGCGCGCCAUGCGCCGUCGCGCGCACGUCUGUUGGCGCUCUUUGACGAGUUCCGACUGGCGCUCGCGCAUGCGCUGGCACACCCCGACGGCGACGACGUGAUGCCCGAAGUGGCGCAGGCGUACCGCGGCGCGGUCGUGCUGCACCUUGCGGCCGGCACGCCGCGUGUCGAGAUCGAGAGUCUGCUCGACGAGCUACGUGACCUGGACGGCGAUGCCGCUCCGCUCGCUGCGCUUGUGAGCGCGCCGUAA